CCGCAUUUCCUGUUUUAAAGCACAUUUCUAGCAUUAAUAUAUUAUAAUCCCAUUGAAAUUUCUCUCUCUCUCUCUCUGUCUCACUCUCACUUUCUCUCUCUCAAGAUUUAAUCUCCCUUUUUCUGUGGUGCUCAGGAAAAUCUUGUGUUUCCAUGGCGACUAGAAUCGCGACUAGAUACAUCUCUCGCAGGCUAUCUAGCAGUGGCAAAAUCCUCAGUGAGGAGGAGAAGGCUGCAGAAAAUGUCUAUAUCAAGAAAGUGGAACAAGAGAAGUUGGAGAAGCUUGCUCGUAAGGGCCCCAAACCAGAUGAAACUCCCGCAACAAGUUCAGGAGGCUCAGCGUCUGUAGCUGAUGCUAAACCUAGUGGCCAGACCUCUUCAACUCCUAACGUCUCAACUGAUAAAUACAGAAACUAUGCUGUUGUAGCUGGUAUUGCUACUAUUGCUGCUGCUACUGGAUGGUAUCUGAGAUCAAGCAAGACAAAACCUGAAGAAGUGCAGGAUUGAGAUGAAAUUUCAUUGAGCAGAUUGACCAAAUAAAAGUAAACAAACUCCUGUAAAGUCCAUUUCCCCUAAUGGCAUGUUGUUUCAUAACAUGAUUUCUUUUCCUAUCUCCCUCUCCCCUUCUGCACAUUCUGGAAUACCAGGGGUCAGCACCACUUCAUUUGGUGAUGUUCUUUCAUAUGUCCUUUAACAUGUUCAAUUGUUACAUCAUACGCGGUGAUACCUGCAUUUCAUUUUACGAUAUGAUCAUUUCUUUA
Molecule: messenger RNA, 760 nt
Organism: Sesamum indicum (sesame)
Lineage: Eukaryota; Viridiplantae; Streptophyta; Magnoliopsida; Lamiales; Pedaliaceae
Cellular component (GO): respiratory chain complex I
Source: RefSeq, a predicted model, not a curated record